AUCAAAAGCAUCGGCCUUUCUUUUUUCCGUGACGCGACAUCUCCUUUGUUCACAAAGUGCAAACCCCCUCGUAACCCCCUAAUUCUCUAUUCCUCAAACCAGCUUGCAGAUAUGGAUUUUCAAGUGGUAGUAUUGGCGGGAGGCACUUCGAAGAAGCUUGCCCCUCUUGUUUCCAAGGACGUUCCCAAAUCGCUACUCCCAGUGGCGAAUCGCCCAGUGUUAUCCUACGUUUUGGAGCUAUUGGAGCAGAGUAAUCUCAAAGAUCUUAUCGUUGUUGUGGAAGGGGAAGAUACAGAUGGUCUUGUUGAAAAUUGGAUAUCAGAGGCUUAUGUUGAUCGAUUACAUGUUCAGGUUGCUUCUGUCCCAGAGGAAGUUGGUACAGCUGGCGCUCUCCGGGCCAUUGCCCAUCAUUUGACUGCAUCUGACAUCCUGGUUGUGAGUGGUGAUCUUGUUUGUGACAUAUCACCAGGGGCAGUUGCAGCAGCUCAUAGGCGACAUGAUGCUGUAGUGACUGCAAUGUUAUGUUCUUUACCUGUCAGUGGGACCCAGGAAUCAGGCUCUUCUGCUGGAAAAGAUAAAACAAAGAAACCAGGAUGCAUUAAUAUUGUGGGCCUUGACCUCACAGAACAAUUUCUUUUACACAUAGCAGCUGGUAUGGAUGUUGAAAAAGAUAUUAGGGUUCAAAAGAGCAUCCUUCGUGCUGUAGGCAAGAUGGAAAUUCGUGCUGAUUUAAUGGAUGCUCAUUUAUAUGCAUUCAAAAGGUCUGUUCUUCAAGAUGUCCUUAACAAAAAACAAACAUUCAGAAGCUUGAAGCAGGAUGUGUUACCUUAUCUUGUCAAAACUCAACUGAGGUCUGAAAUAUUAUUAAACGGAGCACAAGCUGAAGAAAAUGGAAACGAAAAGGAUGCUUUCAGUAACAAUAAAGUAAUGCUGUCUCAGCUUCUUGCUAAUGCAUCUACACCAAGCUUUCAUGAACUAUACGCCUUGGGCCCCAAUGGAUUUGCUCCAACUGAAAGAAAAACUCAUAAAUGCUGCGUUUAUAUUGCCAACAAAACCACAUAUUGUGCUCGAUUAAAUUCCAUUCAAGCAUUCAGUGACAUCAACAGAGACGUCAUAGGAGAUGCAAGUCAUCUAUCUAGAUGUUCAUUCUCUGUUCACAACAAUGUCAUUCAUCCAUCUGCUGUUCUUGGCUCAAAAACCACAGUUGGACCACAAUGUAUGCUGGGAGAAGGUUCACAAAUGGGGGACAAAUGCAGUGUAAAACGUUCUGUUAUUGGACGUCAUUGUCGGAUAGGAUCAAAUGUGAAGGUACAAUUAAAUAAAACAAUUUGAAUGAAAUGUUAGAGAUUAUUAUUAAUAGAGUGAAUUACUGAAAUUGUCCUUGUGGUUUAGUCAAAAUUGCACGUUUGGUCCCUAACUUUUUUUUUGUACUCAGAUCGUCCCUGUGGUUUGAUUUUGUUGCGUUUUGCGUCCCUGUGG
Lactuca saligna is the source of this 1479-nucleotide messenger RNA. NCBI's taxonomy places the organism in Eukaryota, Viridiplantae, Streptophyta, Magnoliopsida, Asterales, Asteraceae. The record is from the annotation of a GenBank genome assembly.